AUGGUCCCCACAGAAGUCACAAGCCUGAUCCCUAAUAUGUCAGAUGACUAUAGCUAUGACACCACGUCUUCCAUGGAAGAUUACGGGAACUUCAACAUCACUGACUUAUUCUGUAAGAAAAACCACGUCAGGCAGUUCGCAAGCUACUUCCUUCCACCCUUCUACUGGCUCGUGUUCAUCGUGGGGGCCUUGGGCAACAGUCUGGUCAUCCUUGUCUACUGGUACUGCACGAGGGUGAAGACCAUGACCGACAUGUUCCUUUUGAAUUUGGCAAUCGCUGACCUUCUCUUUCUUGUCACCCUUCCCUUCUGGGCCAUUGCCGCCGCCGACCAGUGGAAAUUCCAGACCUUCAUGUGCAGAGUGGUCAACAGCACGUACAAGAUGAACUUCUACAGCUGUGCGCUGCUGAUCACGUGCAUCAGCGUGGACAGGUACAUCGCCAUUGCUCAGGCCAUGAGAGCGCAGAUGUGGAGGCAGAAGAGGCUUCUGUACAGCAAAAUGGUCUGCUUUACUGUCUGGGUGAUGGCAGCCGCGCUCUGCGUCCCGGAACUCCUGUACAGCCAAGUCAAGAAGGAGUAUGGGAUUGCUAUCUGCACCAUGGUUUACCCCAGUGACGAGAGUACCAAACUGAAGUCAGCUGUCUUGACUCUGAAAGUCAUCCUGGGAUUCUUCCUCCCUUUGGUGGUCAUGGCUUGCUGCUAUACCAUCAUCAUUCACACCCUGAUACAAGCCAAGAAGUCAUCCAAGCACAAGGCCCUGAAGGUGACCGUAACUGUACUCACUGUCUUCGUCCUAUCUCAGUUCCCCCAUAACUGCGUUCUGCUGGUGCAGACCAUCGAUGCCUACAGCACGUUCAUCUCCAGCUGUGCUGUCUCCAUCAACAUUGACAUCAGCUUCCAGGUCACUCAAACCAUCGCCUUUCUCCACAGUUGCCUCAACCCUGUUCUCUACGUUUUUGUGGGUGAGAGGUUCCGCCGGGAUCUUGUGAAGACCCUAAAGAACUUGGGUUGCAUCAGCCAGGCUCAGUGGGUUUCAUUUACAAGGAGAGAAGGAAGCCUGAAGCUGUCAUCGAUGUUGCUGGAGACAACCUCGGGAGCUCUCUCCCUCUGA
Messenger RNA from Mesoplodon densirostris (Blainville's beaked whale), 1110 nucleotides. RefSeq names its product C-C motif chemokine receptor 9 (gene CCR9). The transcript has 2 exons. Lineage: Eukaryota; Metazoa; Chordata; Mammalia; Artiodactyla; Ziphiidae. The coding region runs from base 1 to 1110 and encodes 369 amino acids. Gene Ontology annotation, biological process: G protein-coupled receptor signaling pathway; immune response; chemotaxis. Gene Ontology annotation, cellular component: membrane. The record is from RefSeq and is a predicted model, not a curated record. Gene Ontology annotation, molecular function: C-C chemokine receptor activity.